AUGGUAUUCGGACUUCCAGCCUGGAACUACUUCUCAAAGGCUAAUUUCUACCAGAGGCACAGAACUCUCUUCAUGUACAUCAUUGUGGCUAUGACUACGGUCAAUCUAGCUUCAAAGUAUAAGACUAGAUCCAAAAAUGAAUUCAUUAAGGGAUCCUUGCAUUAUACCACUGAUGAUUCCGAUUUUGAGUUCAGGAACACAUCCAACCUCACCGAUUAUGUUGUCAAGAAUAAAUUGAUCGACAAGUAUAGUGAAAAGGUAAUGGCCGAGAGAGUUGCCCUCGAGAGAGAAAUGCAACUAGAGGCUUACAACCAUCUCUACGGAACCUCAUUGAAAAAUGAAUAA
This is a messenger RNA of Moneuplotes crassus, 345 nucleotides long. The record is from the annotation of a GenBank genome assembly. Lineage: Eukaryota; Ciliophora; Spirotrichea; Euplotida; Euplotidae.